Penicillium manginii is the source of this 609-nucleotide messenger RNA. RefSeq lists its product as uncharacterized. The coding region runs from base 1 to 609 and encodes 202 amino acids. Gene Ontology annotation, molecular function: iron ion binding; oxidoreductase activity, acting on paired donors, with incorporation or reduction of molecular oxygen; heme binding. The record is from RefSeq and is a predicted model, not a curated record. The transcript has a single exon. NCBI's taxonomy places the organism in Eukaryota, Fungi, Ascomycota, Eurotiomycetes, Eurotiales, Aspergillaceae.
AUGAAAUAUUUCGUAUUUGAUCAGUUCUGGCUGAAUGGCCUGAAAGCAACAAGCAGCCUUGCUUCUAUAGGAUCUACUGCCUACCAUGAGCGAAAAGGCCAAGACACAGAUCGGAAGGAUUUACUAAGCUUUCUAUUCAAUGCAAAGGAUCCAGAUACGGGCUCCCCACUAUCGGAAAAGGAAAUUAUUGCCGAGUCUAUCUCCUUUAUCGUUGGCGGCAGCGACACGACAAGUACCACCAUGACAAACGUGGUCGACAUCCUAUCGCGGGCACCGGAGAUACAAAGACAGCUUCAGGAAGAGCUCGACAGUUAUUUUUCUGGACCUCUGGCGGAUGACUGGGUAGCUGAUUUUCAAAUUGUGAAUCAGCUUCCUGUCUUGAACGCUGUGCUUCGAGAGACGAUGCGGUUCAAACCGACGAGUUCUACUGGCCUUGAGAGAGUCACACCUGUCGGAGGCAAGACUAUUUCGGGGACCUAUAUCCCUGAGGGAGUAAGCACUAUGUUCCAAAAUUUAUUAGGUAACAAAGACUUGUGCUUACUAGCUAUUAGACCUUGGUUAGCGUGCCUACACUCAACAUCCAUCAUGAUCCUACCGUCUUUUGCGUGA